Agelaius phoeniceus (red-winged blackbird) is the source of this 1329-nucleotide messenger RNA. RefSeq names its product CD2 molecule (gene CD2). NCBI's taxonomy places the organism in Eukaryota, Metazoa, Chordata, Aves, Passeriformes, Icteridae. Gene Ontology annotation, cellular component: membrane. The record is from RefSeq and is a predicted model, not a curated record.
AUCACUAGACAAGGCAACACUGGAUGUUUUUUGACCCUGAAAAUGAACUUUAGGAGGAUUUUCCUAGUCAAGUGCUUGAUGCUUUUAUUUCCCAGUGUAAAAUGCUCCAGCAGCAGCUGGAUUUACAAGGCAGUGAAUGAGACAGCUCUUCUCAGCAUCACUGCUCCUGGGAGCAUCUACGAGGCCACAUGGAGGAGAGAGGGAGAAAGGCUGGUUCAGAUCAGAGGCAACAAAGCCAAGCACUUUGUGAACCAGGAGCGGUGCAGGUGCGCCAUACUCCGGAACGGGACUCUGCAAAUCCAGCGCCUGGAGAAGGAGGACAGUGGCAACUACAAGGUGGAGGUUUAUGAGAAGGAUGGACAGCUGAAGGCAGAGGAAAAUAUAAAGUUAUUCGUUCAGGAACCUGUCCCUCCGCCAAUCCUCAUGGCUGAAUGCAGGAAUAAAAGUGUGUCUGUCAAGUGUGGAGCCAAACAGAAGGCCAAGGAUGAAACAAAAGGGAAGGCCAAGGAUGAAGCAUUUACAAUCGAACUGACCCAACCCAAUGGCAGAAAAAUCCAAAAGAAUGCAACACUGCUGGAAUGGCACGGGUGGAGUUCUGGGACGUUCCGAUGCGUUGUUAAGAACCAAGUCAGUGAAAAAAUGGCUGAAAAAGUAUUUAACUGCUCAGGCAAGAUGGACUUUUAUCUCAUCUUAAGCAUAGCAGGAGGUGCAGUCUUCUUUGUCAUCUUUGUGAUUUGUCUUAUUUAUUGUAUCAGAAGGAAGAAAGCAAAAAGGAAUGAAGUUUAUGGGGAGGAGCAAGCGAUGCAGACCCUGCCCGUGGACCAUGAGAGGAGGAUGUGGGAGCUGUCCCAGGCUCCAUCCAAGCCCACCCCGAGGCAGCAGCGAGUGCAGCAGCGGCCGCUGCCCCCGCAGCCCCCGCAGCCCCAGCAGCCACGGCCCCGCACCCAGCCACGGACCCCAAACCCCCCCAGACACAGGCCCUGAGCACACAGCCUGGUGUGUAGCAGGCCCAGAGCCUGUAAGACUUCCCUGGCAUUGAGACGCCUAAGAUAGGAAAUGCCAGCUCACGGUGACUGGCCUGGAAGCCCCUCUCUUCUGCCUUCGGACCCCUGCUUAUCCCUCUGUAAGACUACAGGUCACUUUCCUUUAACCCUUGCUAUUGGACAAUUUCCAAAACCCCUGAACCCUAUAUAAAGGGCUGCUUUUGCCCAGCUCAGGCAGAAGAGCUGUCACUGGGAGCCUUCACAGAAGAGCCUUCUGUCACUGGGAACCUUUGCAGAAGAAUCAAUGAAGACAUUGCUGUGGAACCUCACACAGCCUUCUCCUCUC